AUGAUGAAAAAUAUUCAUUGCAUACAAACAUCACUAAUCAACUGUAUACUUGAUUUUCUUCGCACAUCACGUUCGCUUGAUUUAACUCAAAUAUCGGCAUCAGAUAUUCGUUUAAUCAUAAUUCAAAAAAAUCAAUUGAUGAGAAAUUAUAAUAUUAAACUACAUGGUAUUCAAGUUUCACUCGAAUACGAAUGCGAUGCGAUGCGAUGCGAUGCGACACUCGAAUCGGAUCUUCACGAAAAAUCUUCAAUUCAGAGAAAUCUCGAAUACUUCUUAUGUCGACAUGAUGAAAUUCAUCACUGA
This is a messenger RNA of Rotaria socialis, 303 nucleotides long. NCBI's taxonomy places the organism in Eukaryota, Metazoa, Rotifera, Eurotatoria, Philodinida, Philodinidae. The record is from the annotation of a GenBank genome assembly.